AUGGUUCAAUUUUUAUGGGAAUUACUUAUUAAACACAAAAUAUUUGAACCUAAUAUUUGUAAAUCAUUCAGUUCCAUUUGCUACAGUCAACAACAAUUGAAGCAAGUAAAUUUGUGUAAUUAUUUCAAUUUAAAUUUAAUUUUUCUUUUUUUGAAUCACCCAUCUGAACACCACCACCUUCCGGUAUGCUUAUUUGAAUCACCCAGUUUUCCCAUAAAUUUCACAAGUAAUAACUUUUUAACAAUUUUUUUUUUCUCUUUUUUUUUUUUUUCUCUUCUCUUUUUACUUACUUUCUUUUCCUUAUAUAUCAUUAUAUUAACGAAGGUAGUGGAAGGUGUAUUGAUUAUAUAUUUAUUUCAAUUAUUCUUAUUUACUUUAGUAUCUAUUUCACAAAAGAGAAGAAAAAUUCUGUGUUUAUAUUAUACUCACUAG
Molecule: messenger RNA, 432 nt
Organism: Candida tropicalis MYA-3404
Lineage: Eukaryota; Fungi; Ascomycota; Pichiomycetes; Serinales; Debaryomycetaceae
Exons: 1
Coding region: 1-432 (143 amino acids)
Source: RefSeq, a predicted model, not a curated record